GGCAUCUCCGCCUCUGACGUUCCUUUCCCUUUUACUCUCUGUACAUGACUCGCUAUGGCUCCCGCAGCCGAACACAGGCCUUCUGGAUCGGUCUCCCAAACCCAGAAUCACAAGGCCCAGCUUGCUACCGCGUAUAACGAACUUGGCAAGGAACUAUCCUCCCAGAAAAUCAAGGUGGUCGGGAACUACACGCUCGGAAAGGUCAUCGGAGAAGGAACAUACGGGAAGGUCAGGUUGGGAGUCCACCGCCUGACUGGUAUCCGCGUUGCUAUCAAGCAGAUCCCGAAGGCCAUGUCUGCGGCGCUCACUCGCGAGAUUCACCAUCAUCGACAGCUCCACCACCCGCAUGUCACGCAACUCUACGAGGUCAUCGCGACCGAGUCUAACAUCUGGCUCGUAACUGAGCUCUGCUCUGGAGGCGAGCUCUUUGAUUACCUCGCGGAGAAAGGCCGUCUAGAGGAGGAAGAGACCCGCGUAUUCUUUGGCCAGCUUUGUCUCGCGGUCGCGUACGUGCACGAGAAAGGCAUCGUUCACCGCGACCUCAAGCUGGAGAAUGUGCUGCUGGAUGAACGCUGCCGUGUCAAGCUCGGCGACUUCGGCUUCACUCGGGAGUUUGAACGGGGCACGCUGCUGGAGACCUUCUGCGGGACGACCGGAUACGCCGCUCCCGAAAUGCUCAUGGCCAAGAAGUAUCUUGGACCAGAGGUUGAUGUCUGGUCUCUGGGUGUGAUCCUUUACACACUCUUGACGGGCACGCUACCCUUCGAUGAUGACGAUGAAAGCAUCAUGAGGGACAAAGUCAUCAAGGGAGAGUAUGAUGAUCCUGAAUGGCUUUCGGACGAAUCUCGGGCUCUACUCGCUGGGAUCCUUCGUGUGGAUCCAUCAGAACGUUUCACGAUCGCGCAGAUCCUCACGCAUCCUUGGUUCACCGCUGGUAAUCAGCUUCCAAAGCGCAGCUCAUCUCAGAGCAGCUUUCCCAUCCUCUCCCGGCCAUCUUCGCCAGCACAGCUGCAGACUACCACAUCUCUCUAUCCACAACCUCCUUCCGCAUCCUCCGCUUCAGACGCUACAUUUCACUCUGCUUCCUCCGAGUUCUACUCCUCUGCGCCUACUACUCCUGAUGAGACUUCGCCUGGGUCCUCUUCUCCCGACGUACAGGGAAUGCACAGCAACGCCAGCGAGAGCACCUUGAAGAAACUCACAGCUAGGCAGCCGGUCCCAGGUUCCUCAAAGCCUCCUACUGUAUUAGAAGAGAUUGAUACAUUCCCUGACCGCCCACAUUCUACCCCUCCGCGCCCGAACGUAUCUCGGGAUGACAGUAACCCGAAGAUCCCUCCCGCUUAUCCUACCCGAACACCAGCACGCACCAAACGACGUUCUGUCUCUUCGACACUCUCGGAACACGGACCGAACAACUUCGAAAAGUCCAAUAUCCCUCUACCACCACAGGACUUUUCCUCCCUGCUGCAUACACCCGCGCCGCUCAUCUUCUCUACCCCUCUGGAGCGGGAGCUGCUGAACUCGAUGUGCUCUCUAGGCCUUGACACUGGCCAGAUCGUCCAUUCGGUCCUCAAUGACGCGUGCGACGCGACAGGUGCCUUGUGGUGGAUGCUCAAGCGUAAGACCGAGAAGAGAGUAGCCGAGGAAGGGGCUUCACAACCAUCCAUCGACACAUCGAUAUCGCACGGGCGUUCACAGCAUCGCUCGCACACAGAUGAAGCACGCUCGGAGGCCAGCGAUGGCACGGUCGGCCGUACCCGGGAGUCCCGCAUGCCCAUCCCCCCAGCGCUGAUGCCUGCUCACUCCGCGCCCGAGCUACAGCUCAUUCCUGCGACGCCUACCGCUCCUGUCUCAAAGCGCCCCUCGACUCCCCCGCGCAACCAUUCGCCCACACGUUUGCUAUCACCGUCGCCUUCGGUCGCGGACUCCCUGGCCGGCAAAUCGCUUCCGUCAACUCCCAGCGGGAGCAUGAAGGACAAAGACAAGGAGAGCCAAGGGUCGAAGGGCCGCAAGAACCGCUCGGGCAGCGUGAGCAUCAUGCAGCGCGCGACCACCGCGCUGGAGGCCGCGGGUCUCGUGCGGAAGAAGUCUGCGGAGGCGGUCCGCGAGGAGCGGGAGCGACGAGAGCGCGAAGAGAAGGAGAAGUCGGAGAAGAAGAACGGGAACGGGAGUACGGAGGAACCGCGAUCGUCACAUGGGAGCGGGUCGAGCAAGCACAUGAAGACCCCUCCUUUGCGCGCGGUCAAGGACGCGGCGAUGUCAUCUACGCCGCCGCCUGCGGAACUGAACGGCUCCCAGGGGCAGAUGGGCUCGCCGUGGGUCAUGGCGGGCAAGCAGUCCCCUCCGCCCGACACCGGCUCCCCAGCGGACACGCUCACCUCACUUCCUAGCAUCCCCUCGCGCGGGAACAAGAGCGCUAUUGGUAACCGGAAUCGCGCGAGUUUGCUCUCCACGUUCCAGCGCUGGUUCAGAGAGGACCCGAAGGGCAAGCGCAAGGAAGACCCUACAAUGGCGCAAGCGCUCGCUCACAGCAACUCGCUCAACAGCCCUGGUUCGAGUCCUGUGUCGACACGACGAGGAGGCACCGUGAAGGGCCGCGGACGCGGAAAGGCUACUGCAGGCCGCAGCAAGGCUCAGGCUGCUGCCCGCGCCGCCAAACGGGCUUCCAUGUCCUCACGACGGUCGAGCAGCGUGAAUUCGCGGCGGUCAUCCACGUCGGUGCAAUACGGGGUUGUCGAGUCGCCGCCGUACUCAGCCUCGGUCUCGCGCCGGCGCAGUGACCCAAGCCGACGGUCGUUCGGCAGCCACACGCCGAACUCGGAGCGCGAGGAGUUCAUGUCGCGCCCUAGCUCGAUACACAGCUUCAUCAACCACCCACGGCACCGCAAGUCACCGUCAGCGAGCUCGGCGGGGUCCAUUUACUUGGGCCGCACGGCGUCCCCCUUACCCAAGGGUGCUCAUCGUCGCGGCGGCUCGGGCUCCUCGACGAGGGUAGUCCGACAAAUACAGAUGACACCGUCUGGCUCGAAUCGUCCGCCACAUUUGCGGUCCAACUCAGCCUCCUCUGCGCAGUCCCGCGCGUCAUCGCGCCAAGGCUCCAUCUACGACCUCUCUGAGACGGACAGUCGCCGGAACAGCUCGCCGCACAAGGUCGCAGUGAGACGAUCACUGGACGAGACGCCUCGGCGUGCACACGGCGCCGCGACAUUCGUUGCUCACAAGCGCCAAACGCCGUUCGCGAACCCAAGCGGGAAUGGCGGAUACCUCAACUCACUGGGUCGUUCAAGCUGGAAGAAGUCGUGGGGCCUCGAGCCGCCCGGAUGGCAAACGCGCGCCGCGCACCCGGCCGUUGAAGUCCUAGCCGUCUACCCUGCGGAAAUGCCAGCCGGGAUCCGCGACGUCUUCUCUGGGCGGCAGUCUUUCAGCAUGGGAGACGAGUCGGACUGGGUUGACGAAGAGGAGGAGAGCCCCGCGUACGUUGGUGGUCUCGGCCAAAUGCCCUCCUCGGCGAGCAGCGCCGUCACGACGUUCGUGCAGGCGGAGACCCCUGCUCCCCGCAGCGUCACCCCGCGGGCCACUAGCAAGCGGGCGGCGACUACUGCGGUCACAAGUCUGUCCGUCGGGCCUGUGCCGCCCAGGGCGAACCGCACCAAGGCGAACCGCUCACCUGCGGGCCGCAGCUCUCCCCUCCCAGCGAACGACAACGUCUUCGAGAGUGCGGAGCAGCGGGGCGGGCGACGCCAGCUGCCCCCAGGGCGGGCCGGCCUCGCCUUCCGUGGCAUCCAAGAGGAAGACGAGGGCGAAGAGGAGUAGGGGUGGGUGCGCACGCUGAGUUCGUUGCUUCGGACAGUUCAGAUGUAUAUACCAUGUUGAAGUUGUUCGCCUGAGGACCGUCGCAGCUGCUCGCGUUGCGCUCCCUAUCCUUAUCCAUUCGUUUUUUCGGAUCGCGCUGUAUAUUCC
Molecule: messenger RNA, 3960 nt
Organism: Trametes versicolor FP-101664 SS1
Lineage: Eukaryota; Fungi; Basidiomycota; Agaricomycetes; Polyporales; Polyporaceae
Product: Pkinase-domain-containing protein
Exons: 5
Coding region: 55-3813 (1252 amino acids)
Biological process (GO): protein phosphorylation; intracellular signal transduction
Cellular component (GO): cytoplasm
Molecular function (GO): ATP binding; protein serine/threonine kinase activity
Source: RefSeq, a predicted model, not a curated record